Molecule: messenger RNA, 1838 nt
Organism: Mixia osmundae IAM 14324
Lineage: Eukaryota; Fungi; Basidiomycota; Mixiomycetes; Mixiales; Mixiaceae
Exons: 5
Coding region: 1-1620 (539 amino acids)
Biological process (GO): mitochondrion organization; phospholipid transport
Cellular component (GO): endoplasmic reticulum; ERMES complex
Molecular function (GO): lipid binding
Source: RefSeq, a predicted model, not a curated record
AUGAAAGAUUUGACGCGCACAAUACACGAAUGCACGUGCAGCGCGUCACUUCCAAGACGAGCUCGGCUGAUGGACAAAGAUGUGUGCCGGCAGCCUCGCCUGACAUUCACACAUGGCGUGCUCGUCGGACAAGGCUCUCUAAUUGUCCUCGUUGCGCUCUUCUUGCGCUAUUUCGUCUUCUCUGUCGGGUCCAACGAAGCAGCAGCACGUCGUCAGCUAGCAUCGCUUCGACGGAAGCAGCAACGGCGGCACCACCGCGCCCAAUCUGCGUUCUCUACCUUUGAAGGCGUCCCUCCACCCGACACGGCUAUACUAGAGAAGCUAGGCUACGACUUGUCUCAUCAUGCACCCGAACCGGCAGACUGGCUCAAUGUUCUCAUCGCUCAGGCCACCGCGGGAUAUCGCGCCAUGGUCGUCAAUGCCGGCAAGGAGGGCGGCAGAGGCGCCAAAGGCUUUGUAGAGGAUGCUAUGAACGAUGUCAAAGCAGCAGAAGCCGCAAAGAACGCGAGCAUGCUCAUCGACCUGGAUCACAUCAGCAUCAAGGACCUCGACUUUGGGCAGGACUAUCCCGUCGUGUCCAACGCACGAGUCAGACCAAGCGAAGAGCCUGGCUGUACCAGGAUCGAGCUAGACGUCGAUUAUACAGAUCAUGUCUCUAUAAGCCUAGAUACCCAAGUGCUUGUCAACUUACCUCGACCGCGGUUCGCGAUGCUGCCCAUCAGUCUGACGCUCACACUAGCGCGCUUCUCCGCCACGCUCACGCUCGAGAUACCCACAACGCAAACGGAGGAUCCGCCUUCUGUCAUGUGUUCGCUUCAUCCAGAUUUCACUCUCGAUCUGACGUCGACGUCGCUCAUCGGCUCAAGAGCGAAAUUGCAAGACAUACCCAAGAUCGAGCAACUCAUCACUUCGAGGUUGCGAGGCGCCAUUGUCGAUCGUGUCGUCUGGCCUCGCAAAUUCGGCAUUCGACUGCCCACGAUCGGGCGGAAGACUGUCGUGGAUGACUUUGUCUGGAUUGACGAGGAUGAGUCGCUCGAGCAAGCCGAGGAUGAUUUGCACGAUCGUUCGCAAGGCACGUCUGACUCUUUGCUUGCGACAACACCCGGCGAUAUCUUUGCAGCCGCGAGUGAUGCAUUGGCCGCAGAUGCGCCUGAUUUCGAGGUCAGCCACGGUGAAGGUAGUCACGUACACCAUCUGGGUGGAGCGGGACGGCGACAAGGCGAGAGGCAUUCGAACCAGUCGACACCUCGAGCGCGACAAGAGUCGAGUCGGUCGAUGAUGACGCAAAGCUCAUACCAGCCCACGAGGAAGGCUCCCGGCAAGCUCACAGCGCGCGAUACCAAUCUUGCAGAUUCUGUGUCCGAGUCAGCUUCUGACUAUCGUCCGAGGUCGUCGUACGGUAGCACAAGCGCAGGAUUGGGCAGGACCUCUGCACUUGAUGCCGGUCGGCAAAGAGGUAGCAUCGAUGCUGCUGAUAUCUUACGGCAGCGGCAGUUUGCACAAGCACAACAGCAGGCGCACAAUCCGUUUAGAGCGAGACCGCCGGUCAGCAUGAGCGGCGGGGGAGGAGAUCGUGGUAUGGAUUUCCUGCCACCGGGCAGACUGAGAGGCACUUUGUGAGCACAGCAGCAAGCACAAUGUGUUGUAUGCAUUCGACUAUUGACAACUCUAGCAUUACACACGAUAGCUGGAACAAGAGACUGUACAACGGACAGUAUCAGGCUAGGGCGGAACCGAGUACUUUCAGUGCGAGUGCUCGGAUGAUGGCAGUGCGUUGGACGGCAUCGAGAUCUUUGAAAACGGCCAUGACGCUUCUACCCUUUGCAUCCCGAAUGGAG